AUGUCUGCUACUUUUAUAAUUCCACAGUCCAUUAGAGAAAUCUCAGCUAAUUCAACUACAAUAAAUGAAACAACAUCUAAUCCAACGUCAAACACUCCUUCAACCACUUAUACUGAAUUGCCUGCACAAGGAUACCUUGCUAGAAUUUCCAACUUGCCUGCAGUAUCUGCCAUAAAUGGGAUGAUAUCUUCUUUCCCUGUUGUUAAAAUAUUCACAUCUAAUGCUGUUCCCGUUUUGGUUGCCAGACAAGAACGUAAGAAAAAAGAAGAAAUGGAACGAUUGGCUGAAUAUCAAAAAAAAUUAAACAUGCCGCAAUAG
This is a messenger RNA of Candida albicans SC5314, 318 nucleotides long. RefSeq lists its product as uncharacterized. The transcript has a single exon. NCBI's taxonomy places the organism in Eukaryota, Fungi, Ascomycota, Pichiomycetes, Serinales, Debaryomycetaceae. The record is from RefSeq and is a predicted model, not a curated record. The coding region runs from base 1 to 318 and encodes 105 amino acids.